This is a messenger RNA of Parnassius apollo (apollo), 708 nucleotides long. Lineage: Eukaryota; Metazoa; Arthropoda; Insecta; Lepidoptera; Papilionidae. The record is from the annotation of a GenBank genome assembly.
AUGUACAUAACACGAUCAACAGUGUUCGGGUUCACGGUCGACCUCAGAAAGCACAACUACUACUGUGACAGUAUUGUCUAUGAUAAAGUGCACAACUACUACUGUGACAGUAUUGUCUAUGAUAAAGAGCACAACUACUACUGUGACAUUAUUGUCUAUGAUAAAGAGCACAACUACUACUAUGACAGUAUUGUCUAUGAUAAAGAGCACAACUACUACUGUGACAGUAUUGUCUAUGAUAAAGAGCACAACUACUACUGUGACAGUAUUGUCUAUGAUAAAGAGCACAACUACUACUGUGACAUUAUUGUCUAUGAUAAAGAGCACAACUACUACUGUGACAGUAUUGUCUAUGAUAAAGAGCACAACUACUACUGUGACAUUAUUGUCUAUGAUAAAGAGCACAACUACUACUGUGACAGUAUUGUCUAUGAUAAAGAGCACAACUACUACUGUGACAUUAUUGUCUAUGAUAAAGAGCACAACUACUACUGUGACAGUAUUGUCUAUGAUAAAGAGCACAACUACUACUGUGACAUUAUUGUCUAUGAUAAAGAGCACAACCACUACUGUGACAGUAUUGUCUAUGAUAAAGAGCACAACUACUACUGUGACAUUAUUGUCUAUGAUAAAGAGGACAACUACUACUGUGACAGUAUUGUCUAUGCGUUUCUGCGUUCACUAGGCUUCCUUUUCUGGGCAGCUUAG